Danio aesculapii is the source of this 2925-nucleotide messenger RNA. It is a transcript of the gene wdr24, whose product is annotated as WD repeat domain 24. Gene Ontology annotation, biological process: positive regulation of TOR signaling. Gene Ontology annotation, molecular function: protein binding. The transcript has 14 exons. The record is from RefSeq and is a predicted model, not a curated record. The coding region runs from base 321 to 2660 and encodes 779 amino acids. Lineage: Eukaryota; Metazoa; Chordata; Actinopteri; Cypriniformes; Danionidae.
ACAUCCGCUUCUCGUGAACGGACACAUUUGUUUUGAAAGGGUUGAUGUGAAAUUCUUCAUACAGAUGUUAAACGCCGCUUCGUGAAUGUGUGUGUGACGUCACGCACCAGCGGCCACACACUGAUCUCAAGUUUGCAUAAGAAAGCAGAUGGAGAGAGGGAAAAAAUCUGCUCAAGUCUGUGCUGCAAUAACAAUAAUAUUCCCUGACAUGUUUGCUGUUUUACCUACUCAAGACUCGGUGUGGAAUAAAUGAGAAGCUUAAAGGUUAUCUGAAUUUUUUUCUUUCUCAACACAACCGGCUUUGGACACGAAGCCUUGAGAUGGAGAAGAUGACCAGGGUGAGCACCAUCAAUGGACGGACCAUGUUCUGCCACCUGGACGCACCUGCAAACGCCAUCAGCGUCUGUCGGGACGCCACGCAGGUGGUAGUGGCCGGCCGUAACAUCUUCAAGAUCUACGGUUUGGAGGAGGAUGGUUUUGUGGAGCGUCUGAACCUGCGUGUGGGCCGCAAACCCUCGCUCAACUUCAGCUGCGCGGACGUGAUGUGGCAUCAGAUGGAGGAGAACCUGCUGGCCACCGCCGCCACCAACGGAGCCGUGGUCACCUGGAACCUCUCGAGACCCUGCCGAAACAAGCAGGAGCAGCUCUUCACCGAACACAAGCGCACCGUCAACAAGGUCUGCUUCCACCCGACGGAGGUCAACAUGCUGCUGUCCGGCUCGCAGGACGGAUUCAUGAAGUGCUUCGACCUGCGCAAGAAGGAGAGCGUCAGCACUUUUUCUGGUCAGUCGGAGAGCGUCAGAGAUGUGCAGUUCAGUAUGAAGGAUUAUUUCACCUUUGCGGCUUCUUUCGAGAAUGGAAAUGUGCAGCUGUGGGACAUUCGCAGACCCGACCGGUACGAGAGGAUGUUCACUGCACACACCGGACCUGUUUUCUGCUGUGACUGGCAUCCUGAGGACAGAGGCUGGCUGGCGACGGGUGGCCGUGAUAAGAUGGUGAAGGUGUGGGACAUGUCCACCAAUCGUGUGAAGGAGAUCUACUGUGUCCAGACCAUCGCUUCGGUGGCGCGGGUCAAGUGGCGUCCGGAGCGCCGCUAUCAUCUGGCCACCUGCUCCAUGAUGGUGGACCACAACAUCUACGUGUGGGACGUCCGUCGGCCGUUCAUCCCCUUCGCCACUUUCGAGGAGCACAAAGACGUGACCACGGGCAUCGUGUGGCGGCACCAGCAUGACCCAUACUUCCUGCUGUCGGGCUCCAAAGACAGCACACUGUACCAGCACAUGUUCAAGGACGCCAGCAGACCUGUCGACCGCGCCAAUCCUGAGGGACUCUGUUUCGGGCUCUUUGGGGACCUGGCGUUCGCUGCUAAAGAGAGUCUGAUGACCGCUCCUGCUUCUGCCGGGGACGUGGGACGUAAAACGUACCCAGGCGGUGACCGACGGUACCCCAUCUUCUUCUUCAAGAAGCCGGACGUGACGGAGCAGUUUGCGCAGGUGUCCAGCGCCCUCAGUGUGUUUGAGAGCGAAGCUGACAGCAGCACCGGCAUGGACUGGUUCAUCAACACUGCUCAGAGUUACUUACUGAGCGGCAAACCCUUCGCUGAACUCUGUGAACACAACGCUCACGUCGCCAAGAGCCUCAACAGACCACAGGAAUCCACCACAUGGACGAUGCUACGAAUCAUGUUUUCUGAACCGGCCAAUCCCUCCAUGUCAACCAAUCACAAUCUGAAUAAAUCAGGAAACCUUCCGCUCGUCAAUAGCUUUAGUAUGAAGGAGAUGAGCGGUGCUCUCAAUGAGAGAAACAAAGAAAACAGACAAGACAACAUACACAGCCUGGAGACCAACCUCAACAACAAUGACGAGAACGAGGAGACGGAGGGCAGCGAGGGUCAGGCAGAGUAUCUGUUUGUAGACGCUGAAUUGGAUGAUGAUGAACUGUACAGCAUGGAGCACGACAACCAAGCAGUAGAGGAGUCGGAGUACCUGCUCCCCCAGGAGGCGUUUCCACUGCGGCACGAGAUCAUGGAUCACCCGUCGGCUCCGGAGCCUCUGCAGGAAAAGCAGGAGUCUCCGCACGUGAGCGGCAGCGAGGCCGAGAGCAUGUGUUUGACUCCCAUGGAGUCCUUCAGUCUUAUUUCCGUGUCGCAGCAGCUCUUCUCACUUCACCUGCCUCCCAAGUUCUUCUGCCCCAUCGUGAAGGAGAUGCUGUGCUAUUACGCCGAGCAGGGAGACGUGCAGAUGGCCGUUUCGGUGCUGAUUGUGCUGGGAGACCGCAUCCGCAAGGAGAUCGACGAGCUCACGCAGGAGCACUGGUACAUGUCCUACAUUGACCUGCUGCAGCGUUUCGAGUUGUGGAACGUCAGCAAUGAGGUGAUCAAACUGAGCACGUGUGGCGCCAUCAUGUGCCUCAAUCAAGCCUCCACCACUUUACAUAUCAACUGCAGUAACUGCAAACGGCCAAUGAGCAACAAGGGCUGGAUCUGUGACCGGUGCCACCAGUGUGCAAGUGUGUGUGCGGUGUGUCAUCACGUGGUCAAGGGUUUGUUUGUGUGGUGUCAGGGCUGCAGUCACGGAGGACACCUGGAGCACGUGAUGGAGUGGCUCAAACAGUCCAAACACUGUCCUGCCGGCUGCGGACACCUGUGUGAAUACACCUGACACACACACGCACAGAGAACUGCACAACACACUUCAAUCACGCUGCUACUUAUGAGGGAAAACACACACAACUAAUGAUCCGAUGAUAAUCACACGCUCCGUGGGAAUCUGUCUGUACAUAUUGGAAUGUGCGUUUCAAAACAAUCAGGUUUUAUUUGUAGUUUUUGGAGAUGUUGUUUUAAUGUCUAUUCAUGAAUGUAGCUGAGAUGCACUUGGCUUCGGGAGGGAUUCGUUCACAUUAAAAAAAUACUCUGGUCAAACUGCA